AUGGAGGCUAUCCAAACCCACCCGUCCAACGCCGCUCAGGCGAAGGCUUUCACUGCUCCCGGUUCCCUGUCCUUCCCCGGUGCGGCUGGCGAGCUCACGCCGCCCACGUCCACCGCGAACAGCGACAAGGGCGCCGCGGUCAAUGGAGCCGCCGGUGCGCAGGCCGCCAACGGCAAUGGGGUGACACCCGCAACCCCCGCGGCUACGCCCGCAGCGAACCAGGGUCCCACCAGUGGCAUGACCCCUACUCUACAGAACAUCGUCGCGACGGUCAACCUCGAUUGCCGUCUUGAUCUCAAGACGAUUGCCUUGCACGCGAGAAACGCCGAGUAUAACCCCAAGCGUUUUGCUGCGGUUAUCAUGCGUAUCCGCGAGCCCAAGACCACUGCCCUGAUCUUCGCCAGCGGCAAGAUGGUCGUCACCGGUGCCAAGUCCGAAGAUGACUCGAAGCUUGCGUCGCGCAAGUACGCUCGUAUCAUCCAGAAGCUCGGCUUCAACGCCAAGUUCACCGACUUCAAGAUCCAGAACAUCGUCGGUUCUUGCGACAUCAAGUUCCCCAUCCGUCUCGAGGGUCUUGCUUCCAAGCAUCACAACUUCAGCUCUUACGAGCCCGAGUUGUUCCCUGGUCUCAUCUACCGCAUGAUCAAGCCCAAGAUUGUGCUCUUGAUCUUCGUCAGCGGCAAGAUCGUCCUUACCGGCGCGAAAGUGCGUGAGGAGAUCUACCAGGCCUUCGAAAUGAUCUACCCUGUGCUGCAAGAUUUCCGCAAGGUCUAA
Messenger RNA from Neurospora tetraspora, 774 nucleotides. RefSeq names its product transcription factor TFIID-domain-containing protein. Gene Ontology annotation, molecular function: DNA binding; RNA polymerase II general transcription initiation factor activity. Lineage: Eukaryota; Fungi; Ascomycota; Sordariomycetes; Sordariales; Sordariaceae. Bases 1 to 774 code for a protein of 257 amino acids. The transcript has 4 exons. Gene Ontology annotation, biological process: DNA-templated transcription initiation. The record is from RefSeq and is a predicted model, not a curated record.